Molecule: messenger RNA, 879 nt
Organism: Aspergillus wentii DTO 134E9
Lineage: Eukaryota; Fungi; Ascomycota; Eurotiomycetes; Eurotiales; Aspergillaceae
Product: DUF3632 domain-containing protein
Exons: 2
Coding region: 1-879 (292 amino acids)
Source: RefSeq, a predicted model, not a curated record
AUGGAUAUUGAAUACGAUACGUACGUCGCAGCCAGCGUCAAUCCCAAAUACCCUCCACCCACAGAGCUGGUUUUGGCUCUCAAGUCACUCGUGACAACUUCCACCCCAGCAGAGGACGUCGCCAGACAGAGCGUGUCCGGAUUCAUUGAGGGAACACAAUCACAUCCCUACCCUGGUGCUUUCCAUGGUCUGCUAUUCGCUUUGAUUAGGAAAUACACAGAGCAGAAUGAUCGAUUUGUAGACUUUAUUGUUGCACUCGAAACCCUGCCUGACCCAACAGGGGAGAUCAAUCAACUGGCGGGAUUUAAUGAAUACAUGACCGAGUUUGCCUUUGACUAUGUUGAUCGCCCUUUCUCUGAUCCUGAGCCCAACGUAUCGCGUCAAGGCUGGGUAAACGUCAACGCUUUUACAGCCAAGUUGCACAAUCGGGGUCUCCCAACUUCUGGCCGUCAGCUUGUCCGUGGUGGUCAGAUCUUGAGAAGAGCGCUAGAAAGAGCCCAAUGGGAGGUAUACCACCACCCAGACAUUGAUGAAGAUCUCGAGGACUUUGAAGAUGAUGAGGAGGAGGAAUACUGCCAGAGGCGAGAUCGCUUCAUGGAGGAAAUGGAUAUCAGAACUCUCAACGCCAAUGCGCCCGCCGCAGCACAGUGGAUCAAGUACUGUGGCAAAGAGAUUUAUAACAUGGAAGGGUCGCUGGGGAGAGAAGUAACGAUCAUUACUACCAAGUGGACAGGGAAGCCUCCAGGCUGGUCAAAGGAACGAUGGGCAUUCUGGAAAGAGAGGUUCGAAUGGAUUGCCGGUGUGACUGCACUGGAUCGAAAGACCCGAAGGAUUGCAAAGGAGACAGCAGAGGAGAUGAGCAGGAUUGAGCAGGAAUAA